UGGGAGCCAGGGAUGGUUUUCCAUUAGUGAACAAGUAAACAUUUCAAACCUGCAUCAGAUCAUUUGCUCAGCAUGGAGCUGUGCAGCAGUUAAUGAUGUCCAUGUUUUUACAGCACAUUGAUGCCUAAUACCAGUACCUCUACCAAAACAUGAAGACUAAACCCAAAGGAAAGCAGCAGAGGCACGCUGCUGACGAAGCAUUUUCCGAGGAGUCAUCAAUGAGGAAAAAAGAUCUGGUGAAAUGUUUGCGGCACAAAGAAAGGAGGAAUGGGGGAAACAAGGAGAGCAGCAAGAUGGCUCCAGCCAGAGCCAAGCAUCCUUGGAACAGUAAGGACAGGCAUUUGAGGAGACUGGAAAGCAACGAGAGGGAGAGGCAGAGAAUGCACAAGCUCAACAAUGCAUUCCAGGCUUUGCGGGAGGUGAUCCCUCAUGUGAGGGCUGAGAACAAACUGUCCAAAAUAGAGACUCUCACACUGGCCAAAAACUACAUUAAAUCCUUGACCUCCAUUAUACUAAAUAUGUCCAAUGGACACUUGCCAGCAGCAGAAGGUAUAGGGGGAGGCCGGGGGUCCAGAUUGUACCAGCAUUAUCAACAGCAACAUGGCAAUGAUGAUAAUGAGGAACAGGUACAAAAAUACUCCACAUAGGUUCAUAGCUUCAGCCAAAACACCUACAGUUAGCUAAUACCACCAUUCCUUCUCCUUCUGACAUGAUACAUGUCAGUACAUAAAGGUUUUAAGAGUUUAUUUUUGAUUCCAUAUAUCCCCUACUUUUUGUCUUAAAAAGAUAAACAGGUAACAACACUUGUGGCUAUAGGUUACAUGGCACAUUAAACAAAAUUGCCUUAAAUUGUAAGACUUUUUCAGAGCUUAAUGGAUUGAUUUGGUGUGUCAGGGUCUGGAAACCUGUCCUGUGACACAGUAGUUGCCUUGAAACUAAAGAUGUAGCAACUACUGAAAAUUCUCUUCUUUGGAAGGGUUGUCAGUUUAGCAUUUAAGGCCCAUUGUCACCCAAGAUCCCUAGAGCUUGUAGAGAAUCUUGGCAGUAGUGCUAUUUACCAACCUGUCAGUGACCUGCCAGAAUAGGUUUCCUCUUGUU
This is a messenger RNA of Melopsittacus undulatus (budgerigar), 1098 nucleotides long. RefSeq names its product basic helix-loop-helix family member a15 (gene BHLHA15). Gene Ontology annotation, cellular component: nucleus. Gene Ontology annotation, biological process: sensory organ development; axon development; positive regulation of transcription by RNA polymerase II. Gene Ontology annotation, molecular function: DNA-binding transcription factor activity, RNA polymerase II-specific; protein dimerization activity; E-box binding. Bases 150 to 647 code for a protein of 165 amino acids. The record is from RefSeq and is a predicted model, not a curated record. The transcript has a single exon. NCBI's taxonomy places the organism in Eukaryota, Metazoa, Chordata, Aves, Psittaciformes, Psittaculidae.